UAAUUUAACGGUAAUUAAUAGCCUGUGUAGGAACCUGAAUCUGAAUAAACGGAAUGAAAUGAAAUAAAAAUCAUACAAUCAUUUUACAGCCUAUAUAAAAAUCUGGAAAUGUACAUUUUCCUAUAAGGGAUUAAUAUAGGGAAUAAUGUCAAUUUUUAGCUUUUUUAUUUUAAAUCUAUUUUUAAAUAACAUUAUAAAUAUGUCAUAUUUUGUGUUUAAUCUCACAACCUUUGGAGGUUUUAAGAUGAAAUGAAUUGAUUCGUUUACAAAUGAAUAAGAAUAAUAAGGUAUGAGAAAGGAAAGAAAGAAAGAAAGAAAGAAUACACUAUAAAAAGUCCCGGCCCCUACCUAUAACGUUAUAACCGUUGCGCAUGCGCAGACUCACAUCCAAUCAGCACGCAGACUCUCGGAGGCCCCUCCUCUUGUAAACGUCGUUUCAAGUCCACUAAAGCAUUCAUUCGGAAAUGUUCUUGGAGAACCGCAGUGGUGACAUGAGCACUGGAUACCGCCAACACACCGAUGGAGAAACACCAGUAGAAGGCUAACUCACCUCGUAUCCGUUUUCCACACCCCGCGAGCUACCACACGGUUCCUGGAUGGACCUGAGCGAGCACAGCUGGUCCACAGUCAAGCGUGAAGUGUCCAGUAACCCGGGCUCGCCGUCCGAGCAGAGCUGCGUUCACGGCGAGCGCAGGGACGAGUUAAGGACGUCGCCUCUGGACGCAGCGGGGAGUCGGCGCGUAGACACGCGGCCGCUGCCCUCCUACGCAGCCUUCGGCCACCAUUUGAGUUCGGACGACGUGCCGCUGUUCGCGGACUUGGACCAGGCUGCCAAGCUCGGCGCGCACAAGGCAGGGAUCGUGGUGGACCCCGGCGACAUGUAUUCGACGUUGGCCGCCUACGAGUCGCCGUCGGCAGCUUACAUGCACUCCAGUCCCAACUCGCCGGUGUACGUGCCGACCUCACGGGUCGGCCCAAUGAUCCCGAGUCUGCCUUACCUGCAGUCGAGCGCGGCGGUGUCGCAACCGAGCCACGCGGUCAGCAGCCACGCUGCGUGGUCACAACCCGCGCCCGAGAGCCCGUCGUCAUACAGCACCGGGAGCCCACACGCGACCUCCAGCCGCUUUCACUACUCACCAAGCCCGCCCGUGAACAACGGCACGGCAAGGGACUCGAGCUACCCGACCGCGCUGAACGCCAGCGGCAGGGAGCAGUAUCUGUCGCGGCCCCUGAGCGGCUCCUACACCGGGCCGUACGCGCCCUACGUGGGAGCUCAACUGCCCCAGUUACCCACCGCGUGGCCCGCGGGACCCUUCGAUAACUCCAUGCUGCAUUCAUUACAAAGCCGAGCGUCUCCGCUCUCCAUCCGACCCGGACCUGCAGAUUUCCUCGACGACGCGAUGGAGAGUCGGGAGUGCGUGAACUGCGGCUCCAUCUCCACCCCGCUGUGGAGGCGCGACGGCACCGGUCACUUUCUCUGCAACGCCUGCGGCCUGUACAGCAAAAUGAACGGCCUGAGCCGACCAUUAAUUAAGCCGCAGAAGCGCAUGUCAUCUUCCAGAAGAGUCGGUCUUUCCUGUGCAAACUGCCAGACCAGCACUACGACCCUGUGGCGCAGAAACGCAGAGGGGGAACCGGUGUGCAACGCCUGUGGACUUUACACCAAAUUACACGGGGUACCACGACCCCUGGCUAUGAAGAAGGAAGGUAUUCAGACGAGAAAAAGAAAACCGAAAAACUUGAACAAAACAAAGGGGUCGUCCGCAGGAAGCAGCUCUGUCCCCGUGACUCCAACAUCAUCAUCAUCUUCUGCUUCAGAAGAGAACUCGAAGAACAGUCCUCCAUCUGCGCAGGUGAAUUCCUCUACUAUGGUGGGUCACAUAGAAGUUCCAGGCACCACAGGCUCCAUUGUGAAGUACCCUGGCCAGGAGGGUCUGUACACUAACGUGGGAUUAAUGUCCACCAGCGACGUGGCGGCGUCUGUACGUGGUGACACGUGGUGCCCCAUGGCUCUGGCCUGACACUUACCUGUGUGGGAUUAAAAAGCUCCUCAUCGCUCUACUCCACCUCUCCACAUCAUCCCUGUCAUUUGUUUUCUAAAAUGGCUGCUUUCAUCACGGGUCUGGAGUCACCCUGAGAAUGAGAAGAAAAAAAAAAAAAACCCUCGUUCCGUGCUCACGACUUUUCUUCAGCUUUGGAGAGCUUGUGCAAAAAAAUAAAAAAUAAAAAAUCCUACUACUCCAGUUUUUUUUUGGAAAUACACUCUCUGGAUGUUGAUAAUGAAGACUACGAGUCCCAAUCCAGAACGUGCCUUUGGUACUUUUUCUUUUUCUGAAACACACACUGCACUACGAGUAUCGCUCCGUGGAGUAUAUGGAUCAAAACAGCUUUUUCGUGUGUGUAUAUAUGUGUGUGUGUGUGUGU
Ictalurus furcatus (blue catfish) is the source of this 2424-nucleotide messenger RNA. It is a transcript of the gene gata6, whose product is annotated as GATA binding protein 6. The record is from RefSeq and is a predicted model, not a curated record. Gene Ontology annotation, biological process: cell fate commitment; epithelial cell differentiation; negative regulation of transcription by RNA polymerase II. Bases 597 to 2021 code for a protein of 474 amino acids. The transcript is spliced from 7 exons. Gene Ontology annotation, molecular function: RNA polymerase II cis-regulatory region sequence-specific DNA binding; DNA-binding transcription factor activity, RNA polymerase II-specific; zinc ion binding. NCBI's taxonomy places the organism in Eukaryota, Metazoa, Chordata, Actinopteri, Siluriformes, Ictaluridae. Gene Ontology annotation, cellular component: nucleus.